This is a messenger RNA of Camellia sinensis, 1104 nucleotides long. RefSeq lists its product as uncharacterized. NCBI's taxonomy places the organism in Eukaryota, Viridiplantae, Streptophyta, Magnoliopsida, Ericales, Theaceae. The record is from RefSeq and is a predicted model, not a curated record.
CAAAAAGAUUUGCAAAAAAUCUUCCAUUUCUAUCCAUAUAUGUAUGCAUAAAUCUUUAGGAGAGAGCAGAAGUUUAUCAUUAAAUUAAAGAGGAAGAAGCAUGGGAGGAGGAGCCAUGGCAACACCACCAGUUGGGGCGAUGAUUGGUGGCGGAGGAGUGCCCUCCGACCACCGCACCAUCCAAAGACCAACCACCACUAACCUCCACUCUCACCUCCCUUCUUCUUCUUCUUCUUCUUCACAUCUCAAUCAGCCACUCUCAUCAUCUACAAGAUUUGAGCCUAUGGAUGGAAGAGAUGAUCAUAAAACCACGAUUCGCACUCACUCUUCUCACUAUGGCUCUGUUUUCGGGUCUGUCCCUUCUCGGACUGAAGUCCAGAAAGCCAUAUCUGAUCUUCAAAGGUUCAUGCAUGGGUUUUGUUCACCUGAAUAUGAGUGGCUUCACCAGAUAUUGCACCUUUACGAUCCAAGAAUGUUGAAAUCUCUCGGUUAUUAUGGAAGAGUUGAUGAUGCUUUUCGCUUGCUUCAAUCAGAGCCCUCUGUUCAGAGAAUGGUGACUUCUAUAUCAUCUGACAAAGCAGUGUGGGAUGCUAUAUUGAACAACGAGGCAGUUCAGAAUCUCCAGGAGUCACUCUACACAGCUAAAGAGGAAAGGCCUCAGAGCUCUAGUGUAGAAUCAGACUUGGCUACACUGCUAGUAAACUGGAUUUUGGACAUAACGAAGGCAAUAGUUCUGGAAAUCAUUGAGAAGUUCAGCUCACUUGUGAACAAGAUAUUUCAACUUCCCGAGAAAAAAGAAAUCAAUGCAGAAAUCACAGAUCAAUUGGAUGACAAACUCAUAUCCUCAUUGCUUCUCUCCAUUCUGAUCCUUCUGAUCGUGGUCGUAACUCGUGCCCACGGGGCUUAGUUCAUAGUUUCAGAGUGCAUUCUCCAUUGAAUCAUAAGACAGGUGACAGUUACUGUAUAUUCAGUAGCAAGGCUUGAUAACAAAGAUCACAACAUACAAUUUAGUAAUAAUGCCAAUAUAUUGAGAUGCAAUUCCAGUAAUUGUAUUACUGUGUUACUUACUAUUCUGAUAGUUCAAAUGGUUAAUUUAUUCCAUAA